CUCGCCUCGAGGCGCACUAGCGCUCAGCGCCUUCGCUCCGUGCGGCCGCCGGGCCGAGCCGCCCCAGCUCCUGCCAGCUGCGCCCGACCGACAAAUAAGGAGCUCAGAGUCGGGCAAGGGUGGGAUGAUGCUCUUUGAUGCCAAAGCACCUUUGACCUGCCAGGCAGAGGGGCCUUUGCUGGUGGUCUUUCUUGGCUCAUUCCAGAGAGGUCACCUGGCCACAGAGAAGUGACAAAGCAGAAUGCCCCCUGGGGUCGACUGCCCCAUGGAAUUCUGGACCAAGGAGGAGAACCAGAGUGUGGUGGUCGACUUCCUGCUGCCCACAGGGGUCUACCUGAACUUCCCUGUGUCCCGCAAUGCCAACCUCAGCACCAUCAAGCAGGUGCUGUGGCACCGUGCCCAGUAUGAGCCGCUCUUCCACAUGCUCAGCGACCCCGAGGCCUACGUGUUCACCUGCGUCAACCAGACGGCCGAGCAGCAGGAGCUGGAGGACGAGCAGCGGCGGCUCUGCGACGUCCAGCCCUUCCUGCCCGUGCUGCGCCUGGUGGCCCGCGAGGGCGACCGAGUGAAGAAGCUCAUCAACUCGCAGAUCAGCCUCCUCAUCGGGAAAGGCCUCCACGAGUUCGACUCCCUGCGCGACCCCGAGGUGAAUGACUUCCGCGCCAAGAUGCGCCAGUUCUGCGAGGAGGCGGCGGCGCGCCGGCAGCAGCUGGGCUGGGAGGCCUGGCUGCAGUACAGCUUUCCCCUGCAGCUGGAGCCCUCCGCCAGGAGCCUGGGGGCCGGCAACGCCUCGCGACUCCCCAGCCGGGCCCUGCUGGUCAAUGUCAAGUUCGAGGGCAGCGAGGAGAGCUUCACCUUCCAGGUGUCCACCAAGGACAUGCCCCUAGCACUGAUGGCCUGUGCCCUCCGCAAGAAGGCCACCGUGUUCCGGCGGCUCCUGGUGGAGCAGCCCGAGGACUACACGCUGCAGGUGAACGGGCGGCACGAGUACCUCUACGGCAGCUACCCGCUCUGCCAGUUCCAGUACAUCUGCAGCUGCAUGCACAGCGGACUGACCCCCCACCUGACCAUGGUGCACUCCUCCUCCAUCCUUGCCAUGCGCGACGAGCAGAGCAACCCCGCCCCCCAGGUCCAGAAACCACGCACCAAACCUCCCCCCAUUCCCGUGAAGAAGCCCUCCUCUGUGUCCCUGUGGUCACUGGAGCAGCCUUUCUGCAUCGACCUGAUCCAGGGCAGCAAAGUCAAUGCUGAUGAGCGGAUGAAGCUGGUGGUGCAGGCCGGGCUCUUCCACGGCAACGAGAUGCUGUGCAAGACAGUGUCCAGCUCGGAGGUGAGCGUGUGCUCGGAGCCCGUGUGGAGGCAGCGCCUGGAGUUCGACAUCAACGUCUGCGACCUGCCGCGCAUGGCCCGGCUCUGCUUUGCGCUCUACGCGGUGGUGGAGAAGGCCAAGAAGGCGCGCUCCACCAAGAAGAAGUCCAAGAAGGCGGACUGCCCCAUCGCCUGGGCCAACCUCAUGCUGUUCGACUACAAGGACCAGCUCAAGACUGGGGAGCGCUGCCUCUACAUGUGGCCCUCUGUCCCAGAUGAGAAAGGAGAGCUGCUGAACCCCACGGGCAGCGUGCGCAGCAAUCCCAACACAGAGAGUGCUGCCACCCUGGUCAUCUGCCUGCCCGAGGUGGCCCCCCACCCUGUGUACUACCCUGCCCUGGAGAAGAUCCUGGAGCUGGGGCGUCACGGGGAGCGUGGGCGUGCCACUGAGGAGGAGCAGCUGCAGCUGCGGGAAAUCCUGGAGCGGCGGGGGUCGGGGGAGCUAUACGAGCACGAGAAGGACCUGGUGUGGAAGAUGCGCCAUGAAGUGCAGGAGCGCUUCCCGGAGGCGCUGGCCCGCCUGCUGCUCGUCACCAAGUGGAACAAGCACGAGGAUGUGGCCCAGAUGCUCUACCUGCUGUGCUCCUGGCCUGAGCUGCCCGUCCUGAGUGCCCUGGAGCUGCUGGACUUCAGCUUCCCCGACUGCCACGUGGGCUCCUUCGCCAUCAAGUCCCUGCGGAAACUGACGGACGACGAGCUUUUCCAGUACCUGCUGCAGCUGGUGCAGGUCCUCAAGUAUGAGUCCUACCUGGACUGCGAGCUGACCAAAUUCUUGCUGGACCGGGCCCUGGCCAACCGCAAGAUCGGCCACUUCCUCUUCUGGCAUCUCCGCUCUGAGAUGCACGUGCCGUCAGUGGCCUUGCGCUUUGGCCUCAUCAUGGAGGCCUACUGUAGGGGCAGCACCCACCACAUGAAGGUGCUGAUGAAGCAGGGGGAAGCACUCAGUAAGCUGAAGGCACUGAAUGACUUUGUGAAGGUGAGCUCUCAGAAGACCACCAAGCCCCAAACCAAGGAGCUCAUGCACUUGUGCAUGCGCCAGGAGACCUACCUGGAGGCCCUCUCACACCUGCAGUCCCCACUGGACCCCAGCACACUUCUGGCCGAAGUCUGUGUGGAGCAGUGCACCUUUAUGGACUCCAAGAUGAAACCUUUGUGGAUCAUGUACAGCAGCGAGGAGGCGGGCAGCGCUGGCAGCGUGGGCAUCAUCUUUAAGAAUGGGGAUGACCUCCGCCAGGACAUGCUGACUCUGCAGAUGAUCCAGCUCAUGGACGUCCUGUGGAAGCAGGAGGGCCUGGACCUAAGGAUGACCCCCUACGGCUGCCUUCCCACUGGUGACCGCACGGGGCUCAUCGAGGUGGUGCUGCACUCGGACACCAUUGCCAACAUCCAGCUGAACAAGAGCAACAUGGCCGCCACGGCCGCCUUCAACAAGGACGCCCUGCUCAACUGGCUCAAGUCCAAGAACCCUGGAGAGGCCCUAGAUCGAGCCAUUGAGGAGUUCACUCUCUCCUGUGCCGGCUACUGUGUGGCCACCUACGUGUUGGGCAUCGGCGAUCGGCACAGUGACAACAUCAUGAUCCGUGAGAGUGGGCAGCUCUUCCACAUUGACUUUGGCCACUUUCUGGGGAAUUUCAAGACCAAGUUUGGAAUCAACCGUGAGCGAGUCCCGUUCAUCCUCACCUACGACUUUGUCCACGUGAUUCAGCAGGGCAAGACUAGUAACAGUGAGAAGUUUGAAAGGUUCCGGGGCUACUGUGAGCGGGCCUAUACCAUCCUGCGGCGCCACGGGCUCCUCUUCCUCCACCUCUUUGCUCUGAUGCGGGCAGCAGGCCUGCCUGAGCUCAGCUGCUCCAAAGACAUCCAGUAUUUGAAGGACUCUCUGGCGCUGGGCAAGACGGAGGAGGAAGCGCUCAAGCACUUCCGGGUGAAGUUCAACGAAGCUCUGAGGGAGAGCUGGAAGACCAAAGUGAACUGGCUGGCACACAACGUGUCCAAGGACAACCGGCAAUAGCAGCCACCUCCCAGGUGCCACACGCCGGCACACCGUCCUAGAAGGGGACACACCUGAACUGCACCUCACGGGGAAGAGCCACACAAUUGCCUUUUGUUUACACUGGUUAUUUAUUUAUGACUCGAAAUGUUUAAGGAACCAAACAGCCAUAAGUGGACAUGCAUCCUUGUGCUGAGGAGGGACACUGUCCCGGGUCCCUAGUCAGAGCACUGUGAGCUGGGCACCUUGAGGUUGUACCUUGCUCUCGUCCGAGGACUGGCACCCCAAGUCUUCCAGCGGGUGGAUCUUCCCAGCAAAGACUGACCUCCUCUUGGGGGAGCCUUCUUCCCAGGCUCCCCGCCUUGGCCUCUUGUCCAGACAGGACACCUCAAUCCCCAGCUAUCCUUCGGCCACCUGUGUGGCCCACCCUGCGUGUCCUCCAUUGACCAAGUCCCAGGCAGCUCCCAAAGAAGCCAGGGUACACUCUAGACUCAGGGAUGCUUGCUCUUCACUGCUGAAGUGACCCUCGGGUACAGGAUGCCCCACCUUUUUUCUCUGCGGGUAAGAAAAUCAUAGCCAAACUGUUUACUGAACCUCCACGGCUGGGGAGGAGCCUGCCUUGCCCCAAGUCCAGGACAAAAACGUGAGCUUGGCAGAGCUCAUCCUGGUCAGGGUGAAAGGUCAGAGCGGAGUCGUGCAGUGAUGGUGAACAGGCUGCCUGCUUGGGCAGGUUGAUGUCCCCCAGGGCUCGCCUUUGAGAACCUGCUGGGAGCCAUCGCUGGCUGGGCAGGGUGGGGUCUUUCUCUCUGAGGGCACUUCGUUUGAAAUGGUCCAGGUUUAGGCUUCCCAAGGGCUGGACAAGUGCAGCUGUCCCUACUGCAGGUUCCUGGGCCUGCCCCAGCUUUCUGAAGCCCAAUCUGGUGAGGCAGCCAGGGCUAAGGCUUUUAGUUUGGGUUUUUUGUUGUUGUUGUUGUUUUUUGUUUUUGGUACUGGGGAUGGAACUCUGGGGCACUCUGUCACUGAGCUACAUCCACACCCUAUUUUGUAGUUUAUUUAGAGACAGGGUCUCACUGAGUUGCUCAGCGCCUUACCAUUGCUGAGGCUGGCUUUGAACUCAUGAUCCUCCUGUCUCAGCCUCCCGAGCCACUGGAUUACAGGCGUGCACCACCACACCAGACUAGGACUUGGGCUUUUAGAAACCCACAGUGGGCUGGGGACGGAGCCCGAUGGUAGAGCAUGUGCUUAGCAUGCAUGAGACCCUGGGUUUAAUCCUCAGCACUGCAAACAAAAACCUUUUUUUAAGAUAAAAAAGCCCUGGUAAUGCUGAUGCAUGAGCAGCCCACUCAGGACCUGCUGGGCUCACUGCUGAUCUCUCAGAAGCCUCCCAAGACUCAGCAGAGCCAGCAGCGGCUGCCCCUCAGCAGCCCAGGUGCACAGCCUAAAAGGGAUUCCAGGUGCCAGCUCUCCCCAUUUUGAAUAGCUGUUGUGCCACCAGAGUACCUGCCUCAUCUGCAGUAGGUAGCGGGUCACACUUUUGUUCCCAACUAAAUGCUGAAAUUAAUCAGGCCACCGCCUUCUUUGCAAUAGGAAAAACCGCGCGUACGUCCGUGUGUUGUGUUAUUUAUUGAAUCGAGUCUGGGUGCUCCGUGGAGUGGGCUGCAGGCCUUGCACACCCUCAGCAGUUUCUGGGUGUAUGGUCUGUGUGCCUGGUGAGAAUAUUUUCUAUUUUUUUAAGUCAUUUCAUGUUUCUGUAUGGGAAAGGCAAGUUCAAUAUCACUGUUGUGGGCUGAGUCUGUGUAACUGUUUGUCAUGAGAUAAAGGCAAGUUGAAAGAAA
Messenger RNA from Ictidomys tridecemlineatus (thirteen-lined ground squirrel), 5193 nucleotides. It is a transcript of the gene Pik3cd, whose product is annotated as phosphatidylinositol-4,5-bisphosphate 3-kinase catalytic subunit delta. Gene Ontology annotation, biological process: phosphatidylinositol 3-kinase/protein kinase B signal transduction; phosphatidylinositol-3-phosphate biosynthetic process; cell migration. Gene Ontology annotation, cellular component: phosphatidylinositol 3-kinase complex; cytoplasm; plasma membrane. The record is from RefSeq and is a predicted model, not a curated record. NCBI's taxonomy places the organism in Eukaryota, Metazoa, Chordata, Mammalia, Rodentia, Sciuridae. Gene Ontology annotation, molecular function: 1-phosphatidylinositol-3-kinase activity; 1-phosphatidylinositol-4-phosphate 3-kinase activity.